Messenger RNA from Lobosporangium transversale, 330 nucleotides. Its product is annotated as cytochrome c oxidase, subunit VA/VI. Gene Ontology annotation, biological process: mitochondrial electron transport, cytochrome c to oxygen. The transcript has a single exon. The annotation marks the transcript as partial. NCBI's taxonomy places the organism in Eukaryota, Fungi, Mortierellomycota, Mortierellomycetes, Mortierellales, Mortierellaceae. Gene Ontology annotation, cellular component: mitochondrial inner membrane. The record is from RefSeq and is a predicted model, not a curated record.
GUUCGCAACUACUCCUCAGAGCACGGCGAGGAAUCCUUUGAGCACUUCACGGAACGUUUUGUCAAGUUCUUUGACAAUGUGGAUGAUGUCUUUGAGCUUCAACGUGGAUUGAACAACGCCUUUGGUUACGAUUUGGUCCCUUCGCCCUCCGUCAUUGCCGCAGCCCUCAAGGCUUCUAGACGUGUCGAUGACUAUGCCACUGCUGUCCGUGUCUUUGAAGGCUUGAAGGUCAAGACUGGAUCUGAUGCCCUUUACAAGCAGUACUUGGAUGAGCUUGCCCCUCUCAAGGCCGAGCUGGGUGUCCAGACCAAGGAGGAAUUGGGACUUUAA